Rotaria sp. Silwood1 is the source of this 819-nucleotide messenger RNA. The record is from the annotation of a GenBank genome assembly. NCBI's taxonomy places the organism in Eukaryota, Metazoa, Rotifera, Eurotatoria, Philodinida, Philodinidae.
AUGGCACGACAAGACAUGAAAAACAAACAGCAACAAUUGAAACUUCCAUUGGAAACUGAAUGGAUUUGGCACGUUCAUCGUCUUCAUCCUUUAAGCUAUCACAAUGAUUGUACUAAACAACUUCCAAGUGGGCAACUUGUUGAUAAAAAAAUUCGUCAAGUUCUACAAAAUUCUAAACGUAAACAUGAUGCAAAGAUCUCGUUUUCAUCGAUAAAUAAGAAUUUCGUAUUUGUUCCAUCAAUCGAUUUGAGAAAGGCUGCCAUUCGGCAACGUGAUUUUCUUGAAAAGUUUCAAAAUCAUUAUCUAUAUUCAUUUGACUUGAAGAAGAUGGAUCGUUCGCAUUUUGUCCAUUUCGUACAAAAUUAUGUAUCAUUUAUGAAAUUGGCUGUAAAAAAGGAAAUGAUCGUACCAAUUUUUGACAUUGAUUUGAUAUGGCAUACACAUAUGAGAUAUCCAUCACAAUAUCAAACUGCUUCAAUAGCUUUAUGUGGUUUUAUUCUUGAUCAUGAUGAUGCAAUAGAAUCAAAUACUUUAACGAAAGUUUAUAAGAAAACUGCUGAACGAUGGAAAAAGAUUUAUAACUCAGAAUAUGGUCACAAUAUUGAUCGAAAACAUUUAGAAACAUCACAAUACAUGAGUUCAUGUGCAAUGGUUUUCAUGCCAGUUCACGUUUCGAGUGGUAGUGGAGCAUCGUCAUGUGGAGCGAUCGGGGGCAGUUGUGCGUCAAGCUGUAGCGGCGGAGGCUGUGGCGGUAAUGGCUGUGGCGGUGGAGGUUGUGGAGGUGGAGGUUGUGGCGGCGGAGGUUGUGGUGGUGAUUGA